UACACGCUGUCUCUGAGCUUUUGGCGUUUUAUCAUUGGAUUGAUUUUCCACGAAGGACUUCCUCUGCCAACCUUUCGCUCUCCUUUCAGGGACGCUGUGUCGCCAGCGGGAGAGUUGCUUCAGCGUGCAGACCUCCGCGGACGCAAUCUGCGCGACAUAUUGUGCGUCAUGGCAUCUUCACUGACCAGUCUGGUUAAUGAUGAUGGCAGAUACCAGAAAUCCUUCCAGCUUUUUUUGGAGCGCUCCUCUGAGCACCAGUGCAUGCAGGAUUUCAUCCACAACAAGCUGCCAGACAUACUGGCCAGCAUUGGAAAUGGAAAGUCCCAUCUAAAUGUCAUUGGAGUUGGAAGCGGAGCUGGUGACAUUGACCUAGAGAUGCUCUCUGAGCUCCAUCAGAAGCACCCAGGGGUGACAGUGGAUAACGAGGUGGUGGAGCCGAGCAGCCAGCAGCUACAUAACUACAGAGUUUCAGUGUCACAGAAAAAAGAUUUAGAUUACAUCACGUUUACCUGGAACAAGAUGACGGCCUCUGAGUUUGAGGAGCACUGGAAAGAGAAAAAGAUGACAAAGAAGGCAGACUUCAUUCACAUGAUACAGAUGCUGUACUAUGUGAAGGAUCCUGCAGCUACCAUCAGCUUCUUCCAAAGUCUCCUUGAUAAGAAUGGGAAGCUUCUUAUCAUUCUCGUGUCGGGGGAGAGUGGUUGGGGGAAGCUGUGGCGGACCUACAGGCAUCAGCUCUGUAAUCCUGACAUAAGUCAGUGUGUGACCACUGAAGACAUCAAAAACAUCUUGGACUCCAAGGGUGUGCGCUACCAGAACUACGAGCUGCCAUCUCAAAUGGAUAUCACGGAGUGUUUCACUGAGGGAGAUGAGAAGGGAGAGCUGCUGCUUGAUUUUCUUACUGAGGUGCUGAACUUCAGCAAAACAGCCUCACCUGAGCUGAAAGCUGGUGUGUUGAAGCUGCUUCGGCACCCAGAGUGUAGUGUGGAGUCCAACGGCAAGGUUAUCUUCAACAACAACCUUGGAGUGAUAGUCAUUGAGCAACUCACUUAAAAACAUGCUGUCAGUUUGCUACAUUUUCAGUAGAUUGAUUACAUGGUUAAAUUAAUUUGAAACAACAUGUAUAACAGUUUAUAAUUAACAAGGUUUUAGCCUGUGGGAAAUAUGUUGGCACCUUUGUACAAAAGUUUUCUAUCAAUAAAAGGCAUUUGUUUGUUGUUAGCAAUUGUUGUAGAUUUUUUUUUUAUUAAUUCUGCCAUUUCUACUAUGUGCUAAAUGACAACGAUUUGAUUGCAUUUUUUUAUUGUCAUGAUCCACUCGCAUAUUCCCACAAAUGCGAGGAUCAGAGUCUUUAUCACCUUCAGAUUUUACCAUGUUAUAAUUAUUAGUAAAGUAUAGUUAGCAACUACUACUUCAUUAGAUAGUAUAUUCUUGGGAAUCUAAAAAUGAACAGUUAGUUUUGUGCUGAGAUUGUGCUCUUCAUGUUAAACUGAAAGUGUCUGGAUUGUGUAUUGAAAUCGAUGCCACUGUUAUGUACAUUGAUGAGAAAACUUGAAUUGCCAAAAUUAAAACAAGGACCUGCGA
This is a messenger RNA of Amphiprion ocellaris (clown anemonefish), 1584 nucleotides long. RefSeq names its product histamine N-methyltransferase-like. Bases 169 to 1053 code for a protein of 294 amino acids. Lineage: Eukaryota; Metazoa; Chordata; Actinopteri; Pomacentridae. Gene Ontology annotation, molecular function: N-methyltransferase activity. The transcript has 7 exons. The record is from RefSeq and is a predicted model, not a curated record.